CUUCCAGCAGUCUGCAAGUCAAGUGAAAACAUUAAAAGAGGAACUGGAAGAAGUGAAGAACAUUCUGGGCACUUCUGAAGAAAAGAGGCAGUUGAUGGCAAUCCAGAAUAAGCAGCUUGAAAAAGAGAAUCAGUCCCUCAUUCUUAAGAUAUCUGCUCUUCAAGAGGAGAACAUUAGAAAUGCUCUUGAUUCAGAUGGCCUCCAGCAGAGGAUUGAGGAGCUGUCGCAGAAUAUUAGUGAACUCCAAAUACAAACACAUCUUUAUGAAAGCACGGUGAGAAAUAAAGACACAGCACUCCUUAAGAAGGAGCUGAAUAUACAAGAACUAAACUCUGCCUUGAAGGAAUACACGUUAGUGAUAGAGACGCUACGCGUAGAGAAAAAUAAAUUGUUGAACAACGUUCAGCAGAUGCAGCAAGAACUGAUCUCGAAUGGUAUCAACUUCCCCUUAAUCUACAAGUUCAACAGCAGCUUCCUGGAAGCUACCAAUUCAUUGCACUGCGAACUGGAGCUGGCCCAGGAACCAUCAGAGAUCCCUGGAAUUGAGUGGACGGCGCUUGAUGAAUCCCUGGACAGAGAAGUUUUAUUGCUUCUUGAAGGGCCAGAGCGAGUAGGAGAAAAGUUCAAGGCCACCAUUUUAAACCUGCGAGAAGAACUUUCUCAAGUUCAAGAUUUAGCAGGGCUGCCUUUGCUGAACCCAACAGACUGUGAAUUGGAUCUGCAAGAAACUUACCAGAAGACCUUGGUGGACCUCAAGAAAACUCUGGAGAAUAAAAGAACCCUAUGGCUCCAGAAACUAAAUUUUUUGGAAGCUCAGAAGGAAUCCCUGGAUAAGGAGCUCAUUAAAAUGGCGGGAAACAUGCGGAGGAUGAGAACGGAGCAGCUACAUUUAAAGAAAAUGCUUUUGUCCAG
Molecule: messenger RNA, 912 nt
Organism: Thamnophis sirtalis
Lineage: Eukaryota; Metazoa; Chordata; Lepidosauria; Squamata; Natricidae
Source: RefSeq, a predicted model, not a curated record